Molecule: messenger RNA, 216 nt
Organism: Aureobasidium vineae
Lineage: Eukaryota; Fungi; Ascomycota; Dothideomycetes; Dothideales; Saccotheciaceae
Source: the annotation of a GenBank genome assembly
AUGUCCACAAUGAAGGAAGCUCAUAUCGACACCGAUACGAAUGUCACCCUCCACGAUGUGCCAAUACCUGAAUUGCUCGAUCCACAUCAGAUCCUCAUCAAUGUGGUAGUAGCAGGCUGUAACCCGAAAGACUGGAAGAUGCCUGCCGGCAUGCUUGUCACAAUUGGUUCGUGUCCUAACAGUGGCGAUGAUAUAGCAGGUGACUAUCCCGACUAG